This is a messenger RNA of Miscanthus lutarioriparius, 1104 nucleotides long. NCBI's taxonomy places the organism in Eukaryota, Viridiplantae, Streptophyta, Magnoliopsida, Poales, Poaceae. The record is from the annotation of a GenBank genome assembly.
AUGGCCUCCUCCCCACCCUCCUCCGGCGUCCUGCCGCCCUCGUAUCCGCUGCACCUCCGUGAACCCCUGCUCAUGCUCCGUAACCCUAGGUCCAUCCUCCCCAUGGCCGACGUGGCGGCGCUGCUCCUUCGCGCCUCUUAUGAGGGCGACGUCCCCCAAUUAAAGACGCUGGUGAAGCGGUUGAGGAAGGCGGGGAAGAGCGUGGAGGAGGCGAUGACGGAGAUCAGGGCCUCGUGGUACAAGGGUCAAGGACCGCUGCACAUGGCAGCAUUGUCGGGGAAGACGGCUGUGUGCAAGUUGCUCAUCAAGGAUCUCAAGCUUGAUGUCGACGCGGUUGGCUACGAUGGUGUGACACCUCUCAGUCUUGCAAUACUUGGUACUGCAUCUGCAGCCGUUACAAGGCUGCUUCUUGAUCAUCAUGCUGAUCCGAACAAAGCAGCCUUUGAUGGGUGUACACCGCUCCAUCUAGCAACAACUCGAGAUGCCUACGAAAUUGCAGAGUUACUAUUGUCUAGACGAGCUUAUGUUGAUCCUGUAUCAGAAUGUGGAACUCCACUGUACAUUGCUGCCAAGAAUGGAAGUGCUAAAAUGCUGAAGUUAUUGUUGCGGCAUCAGGCAGAUGCUCGUGCUGAUGUCAAUGCUGGUACUGUAACCCCACUAAUAGCAGCUGCAUAUGCUGGCUCAACUGAUUGCAUCAAAUGUUUGUUGAAAGCUGGUGCUGAUGCGAAUAUACCUGAUCAGGUUGCUGAUUGGAGCACUACUGGAAUAAUUGAACAUUCAAAACUUAUGAGUUCAAAACCACAGGAUGAAAAUGAUGGAUCUGAUUUUGAAGCACAAGGGGAUGCCGCAAUCGGUAAAAGUAAUUAUGCUCAUGCAUUGACUCUUUAUACGAUGGCAGUGGAGACUGACCCUGGUAAUUCAACCUUGUAUGCGAAGAGGAGCCUUUGCUCACUGCAUACCGGAGACAAAAGCAAUGCUCUGGAUGAUGCUGAUACCUAUAAAGGUAUGGAGCCAGACUUAUCAAAGUCUUGUUAUGCUCAAGGAGCAGCUCUGAUACUGGUGAAGGUGAGGUGUGCUAGGCUACUCAGUAGCAAUGACAUUUGA